AUAUUAUUUAUAUAAAUUAUAUUAUAGUAUAUAUAUAUUAUAUUAAAAUAUGAUUUACAUGCAAAAUAUUAUUUUUCAAGGAUAAGCAAUAAGUAUUCUGUCAGAUAAGAGUGAUGUCCAACACAUUUCCGUAAACAUAUGUCAUAUUAUUGCAAAACUUUUUUUAAGCUGAUGAUAACAAUAUAGCAGCGUAAUUCGUUUUAUCUCACAGUAGAUAUACAUAUAUAUGUCAAAUGCAUACAUUUCGAGGUUAUAGAACAUGUCAUCCACCGAUUCAAUCACCCAAGAAAAAACUCGUACUGCAACAGAAUCUGAUCACGGAGUGCAAUUUCCUGAAAUAAUCGAUGAUAAAAUAAACACGGAAGAAUUUUUAGAAGCCGCUCGCGAUGUUGUACGCACAGUCGAUAAAUUUGGCAAAUUGUUCGCUCCUGUACGAUAUGAUAUGCAAGGCAAUAUCGAUAAACUUACAACCAGAUAUUCUAUAGAUCAAAAAAGUAAUUCAACUCUGCAAGACCUGAUCUUGCUCGAAAAAUCUACUGAGGAAGAUCUCAUUGCAAUUGAUGCUUUAAUGUGGUUGAGAAGGUAUUUGAAUGUGGCCUUACAUAUGAUUUUAUUAUUCUUCGAAAAGAUUGUGGAGGAUCAUAAGGCUGGGAAAGCAACAGAAGAUUUAGUUGCAUUUUUAAAAGAGGCAUAUAAAGAGACUCUAGAGCCAUAUCAUGGUUGGAUGGCACAGCAGUUAUUUAAUCUCCUAUCACGUAUGACACCUACUCGUUCGCAACUCUUAUUCGCAUUAGCAGAUGGACAACCAGCAUGAUGAUUUGCCAACUGCUUCAGAGCUAUUGUAGCUGUAAUAAUUUCUGUAAUGAGCAGAAAACUCAUGACGCCAUUAGCAAUUGUUUCGCUAAGAUGAGGUAUGGUUUUACUAUCAAAAAGAAGAAACAUCUCUAAAGGAAAAUGUAUGAGAGUAGAUAUCAGCCAAAAACUUGCCAGUUCUGGAAUCUGUUUAAAGUAAUAUUUUUAAAUUAACAUUUAUUUGUCCAAUUUAGCUAUCUCCUAUCUUAUUGAAAUAUACUACCUUUCCUGCUAAAUUUCCAAGAUAUCCCAAGUAUAGUCGUAAACUUUCCAAUGUUGAAAUAACAAUGAAUACCGCUAUAGUUAUAACUUUGUAUACAUCUGUCAAAUAAUAAUACUGUAAAAUAAAAAA
Molecule: messenger RNA, 1204 nt
Organism: Formica exsecta
Lineage: Eukaryota; Metazoa; Arthropoda; Insecta; Hymenoptera; Formicidae
Product: glycolipid transfer protein
Exons: 6
Coding region: 260-814 (184 amino acids)
Biological process (GO): intermembrane lipid transfer; ceramide transport
Cellular component (GO): cytoplasm; cytosol; membrane
Molecular function (GO): ceramide 1-phosphate binding; ceramide 1-phosphate transfer activity
Source: RefSeq, a predicted model, not a curated record